Molecule: messenger RNA, 1767 nt
Organism: Pseudoliparis swirei
Lineage: Eukaryota; Metazoa; Chordata; Actinopteri; Perciformes; Liparidae
Exons: 2
Coding region: 685-984 (99 amino acids)
Source: RefSeq, a predicted model, not a curated record
GUGAGGGGGACCAGAAAAGUGCAGAAGCCAUAGAUGCCAAAAGAGAAACGACAGAAGUUUGAGCAGCUGACCGGAUGAGACGGGAGAAGCCAGCUGACCCGCCACUUCACACGUGCCUGUGGGGCGCGCCCGAAUUGAACCACAUCUCGACAAAAUUAAACUGAAAGCAAAAAGGUCAAGAAGACAAGAGAAGAGUCUGGAAGACAAAGAGGGAGAAAGCAGUUUGAGGAAUGCCAAGCAGCGUUUACCAACUUGGCUGAAGGGAGGAGGAUUUGGGCUUUUUAACCCGCCGUCAAGAUCCUCACAUUCGGGGGAUUUCAAAGAAAAUCUCGCCAUAAACAAAAGAGCUUUUGGUCUUCUUGAUUUGUUUGAAGGACGCGUUGAGGCUGUAAGGAGGCCCGCAUGAAGUCACCCUGUCCAAUGUUUCCAUUUAACAUGAACAGCACGAGCCUGAGUGCAUCCAAACGCCUCCUCACACUGCGCUGUAAACUCUUCUGAAGAAGAAAGCGGUUCAAUAAAAAACAUUCAACUUAAAUUAUCACCAUAUCUUAAUCACCAGAUGUAUAUCCUGCUGCCUAACGGGCACAUUUACUGACCUACACGCUUUACAACCCCCUCGAGGAUUUAAUUCAACUUCACAACUGCCAGACAUAUUCGAUUAAGCGGAGCCGCCGCUCUGAAGCCAUGGACGGGGCGACGGAGAGCAUCCGGGAUUUUUUCAACCAACUUUGGAGCUUGGCUACGGACAAACACCACCAGGGCGUGUACAACACCGUCUGCCUGGCGGUCCUCCUAACGCUCCCCCUGCUGGUCCUCCUCACGACUUUGGUGGUGUGUUGCCACUGCUGCUGCUGUCGCCAUGCCAACCGCUGCUGUUGCCGCAAAGAUGCGACGGCGAGGUCAGAAACGAAGAAGAGAAAUAAUUCGGCCGAGGACUUGUGGAUCUCGAUGGCGCCCGACAGGGACGCCCUGGCCAUGGUGUAGGAAUCCUUCUCGUCUCACUUCGAGAGAUGUCUGAUCCCGGGUCAGUCGGUGCAGCGACGGAGCAUCUCAAAAGCGUCGAACUCAAACGAGCUCGGACUAAAAAGACUUUGUUUCAUCUAACGGGGAGGACCUCACGUCGGAAUGGGCACAGAUCCAGCUGAAAUACGGGGACAGUGUACAGAAUAUUGUUAUCAUGUAUAAUAAUGCCAUUUGUGGAGAAUGUUUACAACUUUUUGUAUGAGCUUUUUUAGUACAUAAAGGAAGACACAUGCAGAGGCUUGAACCUGCAAAUGUGCGUGUGUGUGUGUGUGUGUGUGAGUGGGUUAGAGAGUGUGUGUGUGAGAGAGAAGUACAGUGUUAUUGAGAGCACUUUGUUCUUAGAGCUCCCAUGUGAAAUUCAGAGCAACUGUAUUUAGGAGAGAGACACUUUAAGGUCUGCCGGCGUUCAGAUGGCUGUAAUCCCGCCUACUUUUCCACCUGGGCAGCAAUCUAGACUCAUGGUCGAGUCUCUCUUCUCAAAAAAAAAAGCAACUGAUGCGGAAAAAAGUUUUGAAGAAAACUUCUUUGAUGUCUUUCCCCACAUAAUUAAUUUGAUAGAGUGUAAGCCACCGUUCUACUCGGGGGGGAAAACACAAUAUUGAAAUCUGCUCUCCUUCCCCAUUUAGUCCUGAUUAACACUCUGUGAUAUCUGGAUCUUCACUGUAUGCUUGCCAGCGUGGUCCUAAAUGUUCUGAUGCACAUUUCCUAUUAUUUCAUCACUGUGUAUUAAAAAAUAUGAUUGUC